AUGAACAGAGGUGGCGUUGGAAUGAACAUGAGUGGUCGGUGUGGGUGGUUGAGCCAACCGCGCUGUCUUGGGGGUUGCAGCAUUGGAGCGCAAUGCAGGUAAGUGUGGAAGUGAGGUCCUGAUAACCCUACUGGCAAUAUUUCACAGAUACCAUUAAGACAGAGCUGGAGGCAUGAAGUAUGGGUAACCUGGGACAAAAAAUACCCAACCUGAAGGGACUUUUAGACACCAAUUCACUAUACCUUUUCACUAUACCUUUAAGCUAUACCAAAAUAAGCUAAGGAGGAUACUUCUGCGUGACACUCAAAAUAACCCCUGACACCCAAAACAACACCGAAAUGAUGCAGGAAGCAUACUUUGAGUCCCCUUCUACCUCCCUCCUCUCUACACCCGCUUCCUCCUACAUAAUUCAUCCCAUCCACCUGCACCCUCAUGCUAAACUACACCAAUCAUGAAGCAUAUCCAACAAACAUCGCCCGGGAGCAAUAUUCCAUUACCACACACGAACAUGAAGCGUAAUACCCAUUGUAUUCACAUUCAUACCUAAUGUAAGGAUCAAACCCAUGAGGUUGUAUACAAUAUACCAGUUGAAACCGCAACAGCCACUCUGAGCCAAGAUACAUAGCUGCUGACACACACGGCAGUUUAUAGAACAUAGGGUCUGCAACCCUGAGCAAGAAAUCACAUUCAUAGAAAAUAGCUAACUCUUGGUUCUUGAUCUUUGACUCUUGAUACUUGCCAUUGUUAAACGUAUGCUUUUACCUAUUGAAACCAAUUGUACCUCCAAUCUCUGUACUUUAUAAACACAUCCUAUUAGUAUUGGUGUGGUCUUGACAACUGAUAUAUCAUUGCUUGAAUGUAUGAAAUUGAUAUACUAAUUAGUUUUUCCCUAUGACCCCCUUUUCUGUUCUGUACCAAAAUCUAUUUUGAUAAAAAUUGUCAAAAUGAAGAAAAAAAAAAAAAAAAAGGACUUCCCAUUGAAUUCAUUUUGGAGUUACUAAUACUCAAAUUGCAAUUUAAUUAAUUUAGCUAGAUGAUAUCCUUAUUUUAAGGAAAGGGAGAAUAAGAAGGGGGCUUAAUCCAUGGUCAACUAUAAUAGCCAAUUCACAGCACUGGUAAAGAUGACUACAAAGGUGAGUGAGGAACGUGAGCAAUUUUUUAAUUUGCAAAUUUAUAUCAAAUAUUUGGAAAUGGAAUAUAACUUAUGUUCUAUGCCGACACAUUGGAAUGCAAAUUUUGUAUGUCACUAGGGCACACAUUCCCAACAUAUAAAAAAAAAAAUUCUUUAUCUCAUGCACAAUUUCUAAGAGUGUCUAGGAUCAUUAGACUAAAAUGGAAAAGCCCUUGCAGAACAUGUAUCACAGAUAUUUGAAAUGAGGAUACAAACGCAAUGAUCUACAGAAAGCCAUGCAAACAUCUAGGAAUUAUCAACCGUGGAUGGAGAAGCAGAGAUUACAAAGAAUAAUGUUCCCAAUGUCCUAUUAUUCAGCAAUACUAAAACUAACAACAUCAUUGAGAAUGAAUUGGAAUAUUAAGUCAACACUAAAUUAAAUUUAGGAGACACUAUAUUACCAGAUAUGUUUAAGGAGAUGUCUAUGACAUGCUGUAGGUGGAACAGAAGUCUGCAGGACUAUUAGUAAACACCGACCCGGGACAAAGUUUUAUGCCAGCUUCCAAAACUCCUCAGAAUGUGGGCAAUGUUUGAUACUUGCGGUGUGUCUCCAAUGGCCACAUCCUUGGAAAGAGCUUCAGUCACCCCCAUACGGGAAAGAAAUAAUAUAUGUAAGACACCAUAUUACUUGCAAAACAGAACACGUAGUGUAGAAAAUAUUGUGUCCAUGUGGGUUGAUAUACAUAGGGAAAACUGAAACAGCACUGUCUGAAAGAAUACGAGGCCAGAGAUCAAGUAUGUGCACACAAUAUAGAGAUUGAUAUUUGGAUAAACCAGUAGCAAAACAAUUUCUGGAGAGAAAACAUCCACUGACAUUUUUUAAAUUUAUAGGUAUAAAAUAGAUCAUAAAACCCAAAACAUUUGGAUAAAUGACCUUGACACAAUAGCACAAAAACGACAUAACGAGAAAUUGUCAGAUAGUUCAUUUUUAUUAAGUGUUAGCAGAACCAACUCGAUUGAUACAUUUUUCUAGUUUUUAAAAAAAAAAAUAUAUAUCUAUUUUGGCUAUAUGUAUUUGUACUAAUGUGAAAAAGCAUAUAUCUUUUAAUAAUUAUACUGUAGGAUAUCCCUCAUGAUUGGGCAUUGUCACUUUGAAGACACACAUUAUGAUUGUGACAUGGCAUGUAAAUGACACUUUAAUAUGUAUUUAGUCACAUAAUACUUUUUUUAACGAAAACAUAGGAUACACAGUAUUCAUAUUUAUAAUAGCUAUAGCUUCUUAUACUACUAAAACUUUCAUACCACAAUAAUCGGCAUGGGUAAUAUACUUACACAGUAGAAUAACUUGAAAUAUUAGUCACAGUUAAGAAUAGAUUAUAUACACUGUAAAGCAGCAGUUACACAAUGUAGUGCAUGAUUCUAAAGAAACAUAGAAACAUAGAAACGUGAUGGCAGAUAAGAACCAUUCGGCCCAUCUAGUCUGCCCAAUUUUCUAAAUACUUUAAUUAGUCCCUAGCCUUAUCUUAUAGUUAGGAUAGCCUUAUGCCUAUCCCACGCAUGCUUAAACUCCUUUACUGUGUUAACCUCUACCACUUCAGCUGGAAGGCUAUUCCAUCCACUACCCUCUCAGUAAAGUAAUACUUCCUGAUAUUAUUUUUAAACCUUUGUCCCUCUAAUUUAAGACUAUGUCCUCUUGUUGUGGUAGUUUUUCUUCUUUUAAAUAUAGUCUCCUCCUUUACUGUGUUGAUUCCCUUUAUAUAUUUAAAUGUUUCUAUCAUAUCCCCCCUGUCUCGUCUUUCCUCCAAGCUAUACAUGUUAAGAUCCUUUAACCUUUCCUGGUAAGUUUUAUCCCGCAAUCCAUGAACCAGUUUAGUAGCCCUUCUCUGAACCCUCUCUAAGGUAUCAAUAUCCUUCUGAAGAUACGGUCUCCAGUACUGUGUACAAUACUCCAAGUGAGGUCUCACCAGUGUUCUGUACAAUGGCAUGAGCACUUCCCUCUUUCUACUGCCAAUACCUCUCCCUAUACAACCAAGCAUUCUGCUAGUAUUUCCUGCUGCUCUAUUACAUUGUCUGCCUACCUUUAAGUCAUCAGAAAUAAUCACCCCUAAAUCCCUUUCCUCAAUUGUUGAGGUUAGGACUCUAUCAAAUAUUCUGUACUCUGCCCUUGGGUUUUUACUUCCAAGAUGCAUUAUCUUGCACUUAUCCACAUUAAAUGUCAGUUGCCACAAUUCUGACCAUUUUUCUAGUUUACCUAAAUCAUUUGUCAUUUGGCUUAUCCCUCCUGGAACAUCAACCCUGUUACAUAUCUUAGUAUCAUCAGCAAAAAGACAUACCUUACCAUCAAGACCUUCUGCAAUAUCACUAAUAAAAAUAUUAAAGAGAAUGGGUCCAAGUACAGAUCCCUGAGGUACCCCACUGGUGACAAGUCCAAGCUUCGAAUAUAUUCCAUUAACUACAACCCCACGCCGAUUCCUGAGGACCAAUAACCGGAUUGGGUAAGCUUAUUGUUAUAAAUAAGCAGACACACGUUUGGAGAGCUUGAGAGAAUUUUAGCAUAUACCAGUACAAUUGUGGCUAAAUCGACCUAUAUUCUCCCUAAAGUCAUUUGGACAACAUGGGAAAGAAAGCCAGACUCUUCCUCAAAGGAUAUUGGCACUUUGCUCUGUGUGACUCCGCAGCAGUGGCCUACUAAGAUGGCAUCAGGGAAGACUCAGACACAGCAUCGGAGGGGAGCGUAUCUGAUGACCUUCUGUUUCUCAUCAGAGGAGGUGAAGUCGGGGUGUGCCAUACUAGAUGGGAGCGCUUACAGUUGCACCAGCAGGCUAGUCCUAUCUCCCACCUGGAACUUAUACCUGCCAGCAAGGCAGAGACCCAAAAUCUGCUGACGGAGCUGAAGGCCUUAUUUGUGACUGACAUAACCCUAGUCUGGGAAGACAUGGGGGCUAUAACAGUCAGGUUGCAGGUAUUGGAGUAUGAUAGUGACAUCACCACAGGCAAUCAAGAUGAUUUGAGAGCAGGGAUUGACAAGCUGAAGCGGACCAACCUCACCAUGGAGGAUUCCAAAUGA
Messenger RNA from Pelobates cultripes (western spadefoot toad), 4178 nucleotides. The record is from the annotation of a GenBank genome assembly. NCBI's taxonomy places the organism in Eukaryota, Metazoa, Chordata, Amphibia, Anura, Pelobatidae.